AUGGAACGUAUUCUUCUUGCUGCCGUUUAUCCAAAUCUAACUGAACUUAAACUCUUCAAUUUCGAACAACAAAUUGC
Rotaria socialis is the source of this 77-nucleotide messenger RNA. Lineage: Eukaryota; Metazoa; Rotifera; Eurotatoria; Philodinida; Philodinidae. The record is from the annotation of a GenBank genome assembly.